Molecule: messenger RNA, 922 nt
Organism: Mangifera indica (mango)
Lineage: Eukaryota; Viridiplantae; Streptophyta; Magnoliopsida; Sapindales; Anacardiaceae
Exons: 3
Coding region: 353-694 (113 amino acids)
Source: RefSeq, a predicted model, not a curated record
AACAAAAUUCGUUCCCCUUUUACGCUUAAGCAACCCAAAAGCCCAGCCAUCUCCUCUCCGUCGCUGUCAGCCUGUCACAAAUCCUAUUCGUCUCCGGCUUCUCGAAGUUUCGGAGAACGCAUCUCCGGUUUCAUCGGACAUCAGUGCAUCGAUGGCUUCAUCAGUUCUCAAAUACUGACCUGUUCGUGUUCGACAGGCGACGACUUCAUCAGUUUUUCCGUCUUCGACGCUCUGUUCCGUCUCCGGCUUCAUGCUUUAGAAUCUUGCUGAGCAGCUCAAGUGUAGUGUGACAGACUUCAGUUGCUUGGUGGAUUUAAUAGUUCACUGGGGUGUGUAAAGGCAUAUUAAGGAAAUGGCUACCGAGCAGAAGGGAGAAGUGGAUCACUCGCCUGCUGGUGCUCCUGGUGUUGGAUUUAUCAGGAAGGCAGAAGAACAGUAUCGAAAAAUCAAGGAGCAUGCAGAAACGUAUCCUUAUGUGUGGGCUUCAUAUAUUGUUGUGUACGGUGGUUUUGGACUCUGGAUGACCUACAGGUGGAGAAAACUUCGUAAAACUGAGGACAGAGUAAGGGUUCUUCAAGAGAGACUUCGGAAACUUGUUGAAACUGAAGAGUCUGCAAGCUCUGCGGCAUCUGUUGAAAAGGUUCCCAAAUCUGCUGAAAAGACUUUACAAUCUGGUGAUAAAAUUUCCAAUUAAGGUUAUUUGUCAAUUCAUGGGCUUUAGUUUUUCUUUAACAUUAAUUCAGUUUUGGAAGUGGAUUGAUUGCGCUUCCUCUAGUUGGGUAUGAUGUGGUAGAUGCAUGAUUUUCAGAAAUAUUUUCUAGAAUUCCUUAUUCAGAACCUGAGCAUUUGUUGUAGUAUUUAAAAUUUCGGAAUCAAGAUUUUUUUGAAUUUUGGUAUAAAUGAUAUAAUAGAUUUUGGAGAA